GUGCCUGUCUCUUCAUAAUCCUAUCAGUGAGCACGUUUCUUUAACCGUCGAUCUCUUCGUCCGUCCCAUUUUAAUCUGAAAAAAAAUCGCAAAAAGAAAGACAAGUGAGACAAGAUGAUGUUGGUGCCGCUGGUCGUGGUACUUUUUGCAGCGUUGGUAUACGCCCAACCAGCUAUAAAUGAAAUUCGGCCACAAAGCAACAGGCCAGGAAGAUUCCUGUCUCUUCCCAUACCUCAAAAAUGUGCAAACCGACCGAAAGAAUUCAACUACAGAGGACACAAUUACUUCUACAGCGGACAUAUUCCAGCUCACGCAAAUCAAAGGGUAGAUUGGUUGGAUGCUAGAAACAUUUGCAGAGAAUAUUGUAUGGAUCUUGUUUCAAUGGAAACGCAAGAUGAAAAUAACUUAAUCUUCAGACUCAUUCAACAAAAUGAUGUUCCUUAUAUUUGGACUUCCGGACGUCUUUGCGAUUUCAAAGGUUGUGAAAAUCGUCGUGACCUCGAACCUAAAGCUCUUUACGGAUGGUUCUGGUCGGCCAAUAGAAAGAAAAUGUCACCAACAAAUCAAAUCCCUGAAGGUUGGUCCUUCAAUCCAUGGUCUCAAACUGGUCACAAGAAAGUUAGACAACCUGAUAAUGCUGAAUUUGAUAUAAAUGGCACCAGCGAGUCUUGCAUGUCUGUUCUUAACAAUGUUUAUAAGGAUGGAAUCAGUUGGCAUGAUGUGGCUUGUUAUCACCAGAAACCAUUUGUUUGUGAAGAUUCCGAAGAACUUUUGAAUUAUGUGGCCAGCACCAAUCCCAACAUUCGCCUUUAAAGGCCUCGUAAAUAAAUAAUCUACGUCAUUAGCACCUGUUUUACCCGUUUCUCUUGCAGUUUAGACGAGACACGAAUUAAAAACAGACAGAAAACAAAA
This is a messenger RNA of Apis florea (little honeybee), 912 nucleotides long. It is a transcript of the gene slf, whose product is annotated as C-type lectin domain-containing protein slf. The record is from RefSeq and is a predicted model, not a curated record. Lineage: Eukaryota; Metazoa; Arthropoda; Insecta; Hymenoptera; Apidae.